AUGUGUCCGUGGAUUGCUGAGGGCUGUUGCCGCCACGGGGACUUGUGCAAUUAUGCGCAUACACCCGAGCAGCUGCGUCCUUGGUUGCCUUUAUACAAAACGAAGCUUUGUGAUGCAUUUAAGCGAGGCGAAUGCACCAACGAUGACUGCAAUUUUGCCCACGGGGCGGAGGAGUUGCGGCACACGACAGGUUAUUACAAGACAGAGUUAUGUCAGUUGUGGCUGGCUGGCAGUUGCCCUUCUCGGGAAGUUUGUCGUCAUGCACACGGAGUUCAGGAGUUACGCCCCAAGACCCAGCUAGCCCGGAAGAACAUAGCGUUUCUUCUUGGGUCUCAGAGUCAAGGGACAGGAUCAAAGGAGACAACUACAGCAACUGAAGAAGAAGGGGACACCACGCCAGCUAUAGGUGCUGCUGCUGAGCUGCAGCUGCAGACGCUUCGAGAUGGCAGGCUGCAGGAGACAGCUAAACACAACGCGCAGGAGAACAACGGCAGCAAACGUGCAGAGGAGGAGACAGCAGCAGCCCCAGGAACGAAGAGUGACAGCAAGAAGGAGAUAGCCGAGGAGACACCCGCACCAGACAAACAACUCAGACUGGCACUGCAGCGGCUGAAGUUCAGACACUCAACAGACCACCAGCAACAAUCUGCGGAGGAGGGUUGCGACACCUUGAGGGCUCUCCCCGCCGAUCAGCAGCAGCAGCAGCAGCAGCAGCAGCAGCAUGAGCAACAGCGACACCAGCAGCAGCACGAACAGCAGCGGCAGAAGCCGCAGCAGCAAAAACAGCAGCAGCAGCAGCAGCAAGAGGAAGCCCUUGAAAACAACGGCCUCACGCAAAAUUCUGCUGCAGUCGAAGCAGCAGCACACCCGCGCAGAAAGUCCGGGGGCACUCGCAAGGUACCCAAGCAGCAGCAGCAGCAGCAGCAUCAUCAGCAGCAGGAGGGAGGCUCGCAGCAGCAGCGCCAUCGACGUACAGGGUCUCCCCGUCCGGCGAAGUCGUCAGCGGCUCAGCAGCAACAGCAGCAACAACAACAGGUGCAACAGCAGCAGCAACAGCAGCAACAGCAGCAAGAGACAAGUGGAGCGCGUGUGCUUCGUGGUUUCCGGCUGUCUCGUGAGGGUUUAGAAACUCCUUCGUUAAGUGUAUCUGCAUCUCAGGGUUCUCUGUCUUACGCAGCAGCAGCAAACGGCAGCAAAGGAGCAGCAGCAGGCCUUAGAAACUGUGGGGCCGCAGAGUCGGCUUUAGAGACACCUCCUCAGUCGGGGACACCUGCGUGGUGUAUAGGCACCUCCCCGUCACCUUCUGUUGGAGAUACCGUAUCUGCAGAGGAGGGCUCAUGGGCGCUGGGUCCCCCGCUGCAGCUGCCGGCUUGCGGCCCCGCAUGCAGCAACUGGGGGCCCCUGGGAUCUGCUGCUGCUGCUGCUGCUGUGCCGGGGCGGCUGCAGCAGAUGGGAGGGGCCCCCCCUCCUCAUCCUUACAGCAGCUUCGCACAGAAUGCAUGCGAGCUCGCGAUGCAGCAUUCACCUGCUCUGUUUUCAUUCUCCCCUGCCCCGAUGGCUCCCUGUCUCUGUCAUCAUCACCCUAAUGCUGAGCUGCUGCACCGCCACCUACAGCAGCAGCAGCAGCAGCAGCAGCAGGUGCCACAGGUGCAGGUGCAACAGCAGCAGCCGCAGCAACAGCCUGGGCACGGGCAGCAUGUCCCCUGUGUCUGUCAGUUUACUGCUGCAGUGCCGCCUUCGGGGGGCCCGUACCUUAACGCUCUUCCUCGUUCUUUGCCUCUUGCUUCUGCUGCUGGUAUGGGGUGGGGGUCUCUCUUUAUGCCUCAUUCCUUCUGUGUCUUGCAGAGCCCCACAAGCUGCCCCCAGCACGGCUGUGUCGCUCCUAGGGGCCCCCAGUGGCAGCAAGACAGCUUGUUGGGGCCCGUGCAUGUGGGAGGUGCUGAGAGGAUCUUCUGCUGGAUGCAGCAAGUACCGUUAAAGGAUCUGCAAAUGGCCGCCUCUGUUGAGAGGCUCGCAGCGUCUCCUUUGCCUUGCUGGGCUGUCUGUCUCCCGGCGUUUGGAAGGAGACAGAAGGAAGAGAGACAGGGAGAGGAGGAGGAGAUAGGAGAGGCAUGGGCGUAA
Molecule: messenger RNA, 2121 nt
Organism: Eimeria acervulina
Lineage: Eukaryota; Apicomplexa; Conoidasida; Eucoccidiorida; Eimeriidae
Exons: 6
Coding region: 1-2121 (706 amino acids)
Molecular function (GO): mRNA binding; metal ion binding
Source: RefSeq, a predicted model, not a curated record